AUGGCUGACUUGGAUCACAACCUCAGUCUUGCGGAUGCUCUGACAGAGCCGACUCCCGAGAUUGAGGAAGAAGUGAAAAGGGACUUCAUUGCCACUCUGGAAGCAGAGAAAUUCGAUGAUGUGGUUGGAGAAACAGUAGAUAAAACAGACUAUGUUCCUCUGCUGGAUGAUGACGACGCGAAAGCUGGGAGCCAGGAACCAAAAAGCAAACCCCAUGCAGACGGUGUUCAGGUGGAACAUACUUCAGCUUCUGGGCCAACAGUUGUAGAAAAUGGUGACCAUGGAAUAGAAGAUCACCGCACAG
Molecule: messenger RNA, 304 nt
Organism: Tauraco erythrolophus (red-crested turaco)
Lineage: Eukaryota; Metazoa; Chordata; Aves; Musophagiformes; Musophagidae
Source: RefSeq, a predicted model, not a curated record